This is a messenger RNA of Gorilla gorilla gorilla (western lowland gorilla), 457 nucleotides long. Its product is annotated as proline-rich protein 2-like. The record is from RefSeq and is a predicted model, not a curated record. NCBI's taxonomy places the organism in Eukaryota, Metazoa, Chordata, Mammalia, Primates, Hominidae. The transcript has 2 exons. The coding region runs from base 2 to 457 and encodes 151 amino acids.
GAUGGUGUUUGGUGUCCGGCUUCACUCCCAAACUGCACCCGGAGGGUUUGCGGGGCAGAGGGGCCUCAGGGCGACGGUUCCCGAACAGACCCAGGCUGCUCCGGUCAGCAGCAGCCCCGCCGCUCUCCCACCUAGCGGGGACCCCCAGCCCCGCCAGCCGCAUCGCUCUGUCCCUCUCAUGUCAGGCAAGCCAGUUCCGGACCGCGUGGCACCAGGAGCCGCCAGGAGCCGGGGCGACCCAGAGGUCUCCAGCGACCUGGCGUCCGGUGAGGACACAGCCCCCAGGAGGGGUUACCCACCGCCGCAGGUGAGCUCCGCCCGGGCACCCCCUCCCCCACCAGCCCUGGAUCCCUGCCGGGCUCCCGGAGCGGAGACUGUGCCUUCUGCAACAGGGCUGUGCUCCAGGUGGGAGAAACAUCCUUUGCUCCCUGCUUUGGGGUCCCUGGGCUCCUUGUAG